Molecule: messenger RNA, 2262 nt
Organism: Trichogramma pretiosum
Lineage: Eukaryota; Metazoa; Arthropoda; Insecta; Hymenoptera; Trichogrammatidae
Product: zinc finger CCHC domain-containing protein 8 homolog
Exons: 7
Coding region: 94-2124 (676 amino acids)
Cellular component (GO): catalytic step 2 spliceosome
Molecular function (GO): RNA binding
Source: RefSeq, a predicted model, not a curated record
GACAACAACAAAACGUCGGCGAGUUCUUUUAGCUUGAAAUCGCGGGUUUUUACUUAAGUUAAACAAUCAUUAAUGAAAAAGUAAGAGCUCACGAUGGAGAAAGAACCAGAGAUAAUAACUUUGGACGAUAGUGUGGUAUCGGAAAAAUCAUCGACAGAGAUGUCAAACGACAGUAUUGUUUUUAUUGACCAAAACAUGGAUAAUAACCUGUCCAUUCAAGAGGUCGACGACUCCUUCACCAAACCGGAGGAUCCUCUUCUAGUCGAAGAAGGAGAAUUAAAAGAAACUGAGGAACCUGCAUUCCAAAUUAUUUUCAGAGAUGAGAGGUCCAUCAAAAACUUUAAAGAUAAAAUUGAAAAUUUUUUCAAAAACACACUACUAUCCAAGACGAAAAAAGAAAACAUUCGAAUUUCUAUGGAAAAUUUAACACUAGAAAUUUACGACAAUGGAGUCUGUAACGAAGAUUUCGAAAAACAAAUUGAUGAUAAUACGUCGAAUGACGAUAAAAACACGGAUGACUGCUUAUUUUUCACAGGAAAUGAAACUGGAAAUUUCACCCUUGACAUUCCUUUAUAUGAAAAGACAACCCAAAAUCCUAUGAAAGAAACAGACGAUGAUGAAGAAGAAGUCAAGAAGAACAAUUUCACACCAAAAAUGUCUUGUUUCAAUUGCCUUGGAAAUCAUAGUAUGCGAGAUUGUGAUCAACCCAGAAAUCCAGCAGCUAUAAAUAAAAAUAGAAAAGAAUAUAAUCUCAAAAAAGGUUCGGGUUUAAGAUAUCAUAUGGAUGACGAACAAAAGUUUGGACACUUUUCUGCAGGUGAAAUUAGUUCUAAUUUACGUGAAGCAUUGGGUAUUGAAGAAUCGGAGCUUCCUGUACAUAUAUACAGAAUGAGGCAGUUGGGAUAUCCACCGGGCUGGUUGGAGGAAGCUAGAUUGCAACAUUCGGGUCUAGCUGUAUAUUCAGAUGGAAAUGUUGAUCAUGGAUCGGAUGAAGAAGGAGAAAUAAUUUUACCAGGCGACAAGGACAAAUACGAUAUUAAAAAAAUUAUAGACUUUCCAGGAUUCAACAUUCCUUCUCAUCCUGGAAUACAAGAUGAAUGUAAUGAAUAUUGGGGUUCCGUUGUUCAAGUAAAUAAUAGCAAAGAGACAAUGCUUUCACGUUUACAACAUAAAAAAGCAGAUGACGGAUACAAACGAAAGAAGUUAUCUCUUGUUCCUAGUCGAAAAUCUAAUAGUACAUCAUUAAAUGCUGGUGAUAUGGAAAUUGAGCAAGCAGAAGAAACAUUAGUAGAAUGUGUUCCUGCUAAUGAUCUAUUUGUACCUCCACUACCAAAAGAUGGAAAUCCACUUCCUCCGCCUCCACCAGAAGACGUAAAUGUUGCAGAAAUUGAAAAUGAAAUUGUUGAAAAUAAAAAUGAUAUAAAGGAAUAUCCAUCAAGUCUUUUAAAGAGCACUAAUGAUCUAGAAAAGGAUUCAAGGACCGAUUCACCGUCAUUACUUGAUUUGGAGAGCAGAAAAAAACAAUUGCUGGCAGAAUUAGAAAAAUCAAAUCAAUCUUGCUCAGAUUUAGAUACAUCUCAACAAUCAAAUAUUAAUACAACAAAUGAUACAUCUCAAAAGUCAAAUGUAGAUGAAUUGAAUAUUUCUCAACAAUCAAUUACAGAUGAGUUGAAUACUUCUCAACAAUCAAAUAUAGAUGAUUUGAACACCUCUCAACAAUCGAAUAUAGAUGUUUUGAACACUUCUCAACAAUCAAAUACAGAUGAAUUGAAUAAUACGUCUCUGUACUCAAACGCAGAGAGUUCUAGUGAUUUGAAUAGUACUGGCAUUGAAAAUACCUCAUCAAUUGAAGGAGAGAGUCAUCUUAAAGACAGUACUCCUAAAAAUGAAUCGAUAUUGCCACCAAAAUUUGUUAGUAAAAUUACAAACAAAGUAAUGUUAGGUACUCCAAUAUUAAAAAGUUGCUCGCCCUACAAACGAUUACCGACGGCUGAGAAAUUUUCAAAAGACAUCUGUGAUGUAAUAAAUUUUGAAAACUUACCAGAUUCUACUGGUAAAUAUGAUCAAAUGGUCGGAGUCUUGGAAAAAGUUAGACGAACAGUCUCCAAAUUACAUAAAGAGUAAAUGUGUUUCAUUGAUUUCUAAUCUAUAUUGUACAAUAUUAAUAGAGAAAUUUCUGUAUAAAAGCAAUUAAUUUUUUCAUUUAUACUCAAAAAAUGCUUUUAUAAGCAUUUCAAAACGCAAAUUGAAUAUAUAAAAACA